AUGAAUCUUUCAGUAGAGAGCCACAGUAUUUCUCUCAGUGAUGGCAAUUGUAUUCCACUUCUUGGAUUGGGAACCUAUGGAGACCCUCGCACAACGCCAAAGGGAACAGCUCUCGAAUGUGUCAAGCUGGCCAUAGAAGUUGGAUACAGGCACUUUGACGGGGCGCUGGUGUAUUUCAAUGAGCAUGAGGUCGGCCAAGCUAUUAGAGAAAAGAUUGCAGAUGGAACUGUCAGAAGAGAGGACAUAUUUUACUGUGGCAAGCUCUGGAAUACCUUCCAUCCUCCUGAGUUAGUGAGACCUGCUUUGGAAAGGACAUUGAAAACCCUAAAAAUGGACUAUGUGGAUCUCUACAUUGUGGAGCUUCCUAUGGCUUUCAAGCCCGGCAAGGAAUUUUACCCUAAAGAUCAGAAUGGAAAAUACAUCUACCACCAGACAGACCUCUGUGCAACAUGGGAGGCUUUAGAAGCUUGCAAAGAUGCAGGGCUGGUGAAGUCUCUGGGAGUCUCCAACUUCAACCGCCGGCAGCUGGAGCUGCUGCUCAGAAAACCUGGCCUGAAACACAAACCUGUGUCCAAUCAGGUUGAAUGUCACCCAUAUUUCACUCAGCCUAAACUUCUGGAGUACUGCCGUCAAAAUGAGAUUGUGAUUGUGGGCUACUGCCCCCUUGGUUCUUCUAGAGAUGCUUCUUGGGUAAAUGUAAAGUCUCCUCCUCUUCUGGAAGAUGAACUGCUGGUGUCUAUUGGCAAGAAGUACAACAAGAGUAGUGCUCAGGUAGCUCUCCGCUUCAACAUACAAAGAGGUGUGGUCGUCAUUCCAAAGAGCUUCAGUCCUGAGCGCAUCAAACAUAACUUUCAGAUAUUUGAUUUUUCCCUUACGGAGAGAGAGAUGAAGGCCAUUGAAGGACUGAACAAAAACAUCCGCUUUGUUGAGCUACUGAUGUGGAGCGAUCACCCAGAGUACCCCUUCCAUGAAGAAUAUUGAGCUCUUUGAAUGUUCCACAGGAUUUUUGUCAUAAUUUGAAG
Cyprinodon variegatus (sheepshead minnow) is the source of this 1022-nucleotide messenger RNA. Its product is annotated as 3-oxo-5-beta-steroid 4-dehydrogenase-like. NCBI's taxonomy places the organism in Eukaryota, Metazoa, Chordata, Actinopteri, Cyprinodontiformes, Cyprinodontidae. Gene Ontology annotation, cellular component: cytosol. The coding region runs from base 1 to 981 and encodes 326 amino acids. The record is from RefSeq and is a predicted model, not a curated record. Gene Ontology annotation, biological process: bile acid biosynthetic process. Gene Ontology annotation, molecular function: aldose reductase (NADPH) activity; Delta4-3-oxosteroid 5beta-reductase activity. The transcript is spliced from 9 exons.